GGUUCCGCGUCCUGUCGCCCCGCGGAGCCGCCGCCGCCGCCGCCGCCGCCGCCAUGAAGUCGGCGAGAGCCAAGACGCCCAGGAAAGCCCUGGCGAAGAAGGGCUCCCAGACGAGCCUCAAGGACCCAGUCGGGGUGUACUGCAGAGUGCGUCCCCUGAGCUCCCCCGAGCAGGAGUGCUGCAUCGAAGUGAUCAACAGCACCACUGUUCAGCUUCACACCCCCGAGGGCUACCGGCUCAACCGCAAUGGUGACUACAGGGAGACUCAGUAUUCUUUCCAGCAAGUGUUCGGCAUGCACACCACCCAGAAGGAGCUCUUCGACGUGGUGGCGAACCCCCUGGUAGACAACCUCAUCCAUGGGAAAAACGGCCUCCUCUUCACGUAUGGCGUGACGGGCAGCGGCAAGACGCACACGAUGACUGGGUCCCCAGGUGACGGGGGGCUGCUCCCGCGCUGUCUGGACAUGAUCUUCAACAGCAUCGGGUCCCUCCAGGCCAAGCGAUACGUCUUUAAGUCCAAUGAUAGGAACAGCAUGGACAUCCAGUGCGAGGUGGACGCCUUACUGGAGCGCCAGAAGAGAGAGGCCAUGCCCGUUCCCAAGACCCCCUCCAGCAAACGACCUGUGGACCCCGAGUUCGCAGAUAUGCUCACGGUGCGGGAGUUCUGCAAAGUAGACGAGGUGGAUGAAGACAGUGUGUACGGGGUCUUCGUCUCCUACGUCGAGAUCUACAACAACUACAUAUACGACCUGCUGGAAGAGGCGCCCCUCGACCCCGUGAAGCCCAAGUGGAACGGUUGCGGCACACCCGCGAGGAGCACAGAGUGUGUACUUCCGCAGUCCAGAAUGCUGCGUGAGGACAAGAACCACAACAUGUACGUGGCGGGCUGCACGGAGGUGGAGGUGAAGUCCACGGAGGAGGCCUUCGAGGUCUUCUGGCGAGGCCAGAAGAAGCGACGCAUCGCCAACACCCACCUCAACCGCGAGUCCAGCCGCUCCCACAGCGUCUUCAACAUCAAGCUGGUCCAGGCCCCCCUGGACGCCGAUGGGGACACCGUCCUGCAGGAGAAGGAGCAGAUCGUCGUCAGCCAGCUGUCCCUGGUGGAUCUGGCCGGCAGCGAGAGGACCACCCGCACCAAGGCCGAGGGCAGCCGCCUGCGGGAAGCGGGGAACAUCAACCAGUCCCUCAUGACGCUCAGGACGUGCAUGGAAGUACUGCGUGAGAACCAGAUGUCUGGGACCAACAAGAUGGUUCCGUACCGAGACUCAAAGUUAACACACCUGUUCAAGAACUACUUUGACGGAGAAGGGCGAGUCCGCAUGAUAGUGUGCGUGAACCCCAAGGCCGAGGACUACGAAGAAAGCCUGCAAGUGAUGCGGUUCGCCGAGGUGACCCAGGAGGUGGAGGUGACGAGGCCUGCAGACAGGGCCAUUUGCGGCCUGACGCCUGGCAGACGCUUCAAGAACCAAGUUCGCGGCGGCCCAGUUGGUGACGAGCUGCUGGUGGCAGAAGCCGUCCUGCAGGGCUUCCCGCCACUGCCCUCCUGUGAGCUGCUGGACGUCAACGACGACCAGACGCUGCCCCGGCUGAUCGAGGCGCUGGAGAAGCGGCACCAGCUCCGGCAGAGCAUGAUGGACGACUUCAGCAGGCAAGCCAGAGCAUUCAGAGCCAUGCUGCAGGAAGUCGACAGUGCCGUCUUCAACAAGGAGAGCUACGUGCAGGGGCAGCUCAACGAGAAAGAGAAGGUCAUCUCCGCACACAGGACGGAGCUAGAACGACUGGAGAAGAAGAAUAAGACCCUGGAGUAUAAGAUCGAGAUCCUGGAGAAGACGACGGCCAUCUAUGAGGAGGACAAGCGCAGCCUGCAGCAGGAGCUGGAGACGCAGGCGCAGAAGCUGCAGCGCCAGUUCUCGGACAAGCGGCGGCUGGAGGCCCGGCUGCAGGGCAUGGUGACAGAGACCACCGUCAAGUGGGAGAAGGAGUGCGAGCGCCGCGUGGCGGCCAAGCAGCUGGAGAUGCAGAACAAGCUGUGGGUGAAGGACGAGAAGCUCAAGCAGCUGAAGGCCAUCGUGACCGAGCCCGGCGCCGGCCGACCCGAGAGACCCGCCCGGGAGCGAGACCGCCAGCGGGGGGCCCCGAGGUCCGGCUCCCCACCACCGGUCCCCCCUCCAAGCACCCACAUCGCCCCGCUUGCCGGUGGCCAGCAGCUCGUGGGCCAGCCCCCGCUCCACCGGCGCUCUAACUCCUGCAGCAGCAUCUCCGUGGCGUCCUGCGUCACAGAGUGGGAGCAGAAAGCGCCCGCGUGCCACACGCCCAGCCACGUCACGUCCAUCGUGCGGCGCAGGCAGCAGGAGCCGGGGCAGAGCAAGAGCUGUGUGGUGUCGGACAGACGGCGGGGGCCGUGCUGGCCUGAGGCCCGGGAGGCGGCCCCCACCUCCUUCAGAGCCGAGCUGGACCUGCAGGCGGAGCCAGCCGCCAGGAAUGCCCCGCCCGUCUGCCUCCGGCACCGGCGCUCCCGCUCGGCUGGGGACCGCUGGGUGGACCACAAGCCGGCCUCCAACGUGCAGACGGAGACCGUCAUGCAGCCGCACGUGCCCCACUCCAUCACCGUGGCCGUGGCCAACGAGAAGGCCCUGGCCAAGUGUGAGAAGUACAUGCUGACCCACCAGGAGCUGGCCUCCGACGGCGAGAUCCAGACCAAACUCAUCAAGGGUGACGUCUUCAAGACAAGAGGCGGUGGGCAGUCGGUUCAGUUCACCGACAUCGAGACCUUGAAGCAGGAGUCGCCCACAGGUCGGAAGCGGAGAUCGUCCUCUGGGGCAGCUGCCCAGCCAGACGGGGCCGAGUCCGAGUGGACGGACGUGGAGACGAGGUGCUCGGUGGCCGUGGAGAUGAGAGCCGGCUCGCAGCUGGGACCCGGAUACCAGCACCACGCACAGCCCAAGCGCAAGAAGCCGUGAGCCCGCCGCCGCCUCGGCGACCCAGCGCCACCCUCCGAGCCGCCGUGGGGCCCGAACCCCGAACCCGG
Molecule: messenger RNA, 3028 nt
Organism: Erinaceus europaeus (western European hedgehog)
Lineage: Eukaryota; Metazoa; Chordata; Mammalia; Eulipotyphla; Erinaceidae
Gene: KIF23
Product: kinesin family member 23
Exons: 24
Coding region: 54-2960 (968 amino acids)
Biological process (GO): microtubule-based movement
Cellular component (GO): microtubule; nucleus; kinesin complex
Molecular function (GO): microtubule binding; microtubule motor activity; ATP binding
Source: RefSeq, a predicted model, not a curated record